CGCCGCGCGGAGUACAGACGCAGGCAGGGGGGCGAGGGCGCGCGGGCUGCCUGCGGGGACGCACCGACCUAGCUGCGCUGCCCGUGCCGCUGCUGCUGCGGGCCGCCCGAGGGCCUGGCUUGUGAGGGCGCAGGGGCCCAGUGGCGUCCGCCCUGCUUCAGGCUCACCUGUCACCAUGAAGCUGCUGCACCCAGUCUUCCCUGGCUGCUUCCUGCUAACCCUGCUAAGUGUAUGGACAGCUGCUCCGGAGGCUCAGGCUGUGUCCCCGGGGAUGCCCGCCAUCAGCGCAGCCUCUUUCCUGCAGGACCUCAUGCAUCGCUAUGGGGAGGGUGACAGCCUCACCCUGCAGCAGCUGAAGGCUCUGCUCAAGCACCUGGAUGUGGGAGUGAGUCAGAACAACAUCACCCAGCCUGUGCAGGGGCAGAGGAACCUCUCGACGUGCUUCAGUUCUGGGGACCUCUUUGCCGCCCACGACUUCAGCAACCAGUCGCGGAUUGGGGAGAGUGAGUUCAAGGAGUUCUGCCCCACCAUCCUCCAGCAGCUGGAUUCCCAGGCCUGCUCCCCCAAGAACAAGAACAAGGAGGACAAGCCGACGGAGGAGGGGAGGCCCAGCUCAGUGGAAGUGUGGGGAUACGGUCUCCUCUGUGUGACCGUCAUCUCCCUCUGCUCCCUCAUGGGGGCCAGCGUGGUGCCCUUUAUGAAGAAGACUUUUUACAAGAGGCUGCUGCUCUACUUCAUAGCUCUGGCGAUUGGAACCCUCUACUCCAACGCCCUCUUCCAGCUCAUCCCCGAGGCUUUUGGCUUCAACCCUCUGGAAGAUAAUUAUGUCUCCAAGUCCGCGAUGGUGUUCGGGGGCUUUUAUCUUUUCUUUUUCACAGAGAAGAUCUUGAAGAUACUUCUUAAACAGAAAAAUGAGCAUCACCAUGGACAUAGCCAUUAUGCCUCCGAGACACUGCCUUCCCAGAAGGACCAGGAGGAGGGGGUGACGGAGAAGCUGCAGAACGGGGAUCUGGACCACAUGAUUCCUCAGCACUGCAGCAGCGAGCUGGACGGGAAGGCCCCCGUGGUGGACGAGAAGGUCAUUGUGGGCUCGCUGUCUGUCCAGGACCUGCAGGCUUCGCAGAGCGCCUGCUACUGGCUGAAAGGCGUCCGCUACUCUGACAUCGGCACUCUGGCCUGGAUGAUCACCCUGAGCGACGGCCUCCACAAUUUCAUCGAUGGCCUGGCCAUCGGCGCCUCCUUCACCGUGUCGGUCUUCCAGGGCAUCAGCACCUCAGUGGCCAUCCUCUGUGAGGAGUUCCCGCAUGAGCUAGGAGACUUCGUCAUCCUGCUCAAUGCCGGCAUGAAUAUCCAGCAGGCUCUCUUCUUUAACUUCCUCUCUGCCUGCUGCUGUUACGUGGGUCUGGCCUUUGGCAUCUUAGCCAGCAACCACUUCUCUGCCAACUGGAUCUUUGCACUGGCUGGAGGAAUGUUCUUGUAUAUUUCUCUGGCUGAUAUGUUCCCCGAGAUGAACGAGGUCUGCCAAGAGGAUGAAAGGAAGGGCAGUAUCCUGGUUCCCUUUGUCAUCCAGAACCUGGGCCUCUUGACUGGUUUCGCCAUCAUGCUGCUCCUUACUAUGUAUUCAGGACAGAUCCAGAUCGGGUAGGGCCGUGCCUGGAGCCAGCGGGAUUGGAGGUGUGGCCCCGGGCUAUCCUGUCCCCUGCUGGAGGACGCCUCGUCCAUGAAGCACCUCGGAAGAGGCAGUCCUAUUAAAAACUGUGACACGGACUGUAUUCCUGCAUUCAAGUGUCAGCUGUUUUUAAAAUGCUCUGUCCUAGGAAUAAGCUGCCCUGGUAACCAGCCUCUAGGUAGUGCCUCUCGCCUUCUCUUCUUUCUCAGAGUGAUUCUGGAACUGAAUGCAGCUGAAAAGACAAGCCUAACUUUUUUUUCUCUGGCUACUCUGACCUCUUUCUCUUCCAGCCAGCACUGAGACGUUCUGAAUCCUUGGCCCUACGAUGCAGAAAUAUAGCCAAGAGUCAUAACUUGGUUAGAAAUAUCAGGAGUGUGGUGAAUCUAUAUAGUUUGGGGCCCAUAAAUCUAACUGUGUAUCCUGGGCCUCAAGGUGACCCAUUUUUAAAUGAAUUCGCCUGUUUUUUUACAGAAAAGGUACAAACGACAGGAAUCCCUCCUGUUUCUUCCAAGCUGUUCAGUUGCUUGCUUCUUUUGUCAAAGAGAACUAAAACUUGGAAACAGACGAGGAGAGGCAGGGAUCCUCCUGAGAGGGGGGAAGUAGACCCGAUGGUGUGUGUCUCGUUGGGACAGUUACUUGUUCCCCCGGCGACGUCGGGCGUUGGUUCUGUGACUGCGCCUGGGGCUUCCUGGCCGUCCAGGUGAGCAGGCAUAGAGUUCUGUGGCCUGAACUUCCCCUCCUUUCAGGCAGACAGUGACAGACUGGAGGGCAGAGAGAGGAGACACCUCCCCUUCCCCACUCCCAUCUCCUGAGGGACUUUUCCGCUGCCUCCCUGGGAGCACAUUCUAAGCACAUUCAUGAUGCUCAUAGCAGAGGGGAGACCGCACACGUUUACCUCCCCGGUCACCGCUUCUGCUGCCAAGUGGCAGGUUGCCCCGGAGAAUCGGGGUGCAGCUUACGCUUUUCCACAAGGGUAAUCAGAAACGGAAUCAGUGCAGGUGACGUUUAGGGUUUGUUAAUCCCAUAAAUAACAACAAUACGAGCCAUAGAACUCUGAGAGGCAAGGCCCAGAGCGUGGAUGGGGGCACCGCUGGUGUUUGCAGAACGGAGGACCUACUGGCUACGCUGCGCUGUCUGGGCUCCCCCUCCCUCCCCACCUCCCUCCCCCCAAACAGGAAGGGGCGAAUCCUGCAUCAAAUUGGAAUAUAAAUUGCUCUAACUCUCUUCGGAAAAUGGACGGAUAGACUCGUUUGUGAGACUGUAGGCCAGCCUCAGGCCCUGUGGAGCCCUCUCCUCAGCGCUCUGGCUGCAAGGGGAGCUAAUCCCCAAGUUCACUAGGUGAAUUGCUUUAUUAUUAUCAUAUUGAUAAUGUGAGAUUCUUUAGCCACUCUGGGGAGCCGACCUCUCCAGAAGCCUUCCUCAGCGGUGCCCACAGUUGCAGCCCAGGGGCUGUGCUCGCAAACUGACUUGUGCACAUGACUGGCAGGUGCUGGUUCGUUGCCACCACCUGUGACUUUUUCCGUUCUGCCAGGAAAUUUUUCCAUUCUAUAGUAAUUAAAAGCAGCAUCUACUCUCUCUCUCUUUUUUUUCUUCCUCCCUUUCUUCCUGGGGAAAACCCUCAAACCAGGAACAUUCUUGAAAAGAACAUGAGCGGGAAAACCUCCAGUGAUCCUUUAUAAGUUUUUUUUCUCAUCUUGCCUGUUGGCUUUGAUAGAUUUGAGAAUGGGCGGAAGAGGAAGGAAAACUCAGUUCUCAAGAUUCUAGAUGAAUUAUUAGGACAGACUCCUGGUAGAAUUAUGGUCCAGUUUUUACCAAAGAACCAAUUCCUUGAAUGUUGGAAUCUUAACUUUUUAUAAUAUCCUUAUUCCUGUUAUUGUUAGUGUUUUCAAACGAUUCUUUGUCUUUUCUGUUUUUUCUCAAACUGCUUUCAGAGCUAGCAGAAAAUAACACUCAAACUAAGACUUUAGAAGAUUUUGCUUCCCUUGAUUCUCAUUGAUGUAUUAAAUUUAUAAUCUUAGCAUUCCCUGUAGAUCUGUCAUUCCUUACAAAUACCGUUAUUCUUGAAGUAGAAUACUAAGUAAGAAUUAGUGGGUUUCUAGUUAUAGAAGAGCUCAAAAAUGUAAUCUUUAACAAAUUAAAAAGUAAAAGAUGAAGCAAUAGGGUGCUUUCCCUUCUCGUGCACGUCUAUAGCACGAACUUUCCUUUCAUUGACAGCUGCCUCAAAGGGAAAUUCUCUUCAAACUGUAAUUGGUCCAGAGGCCAGUCUAGUUGGAACUUAGGAGGGGUGGAGACACUUAAAUCGUGCAACUGAUUGUAUGUUGCCAUUGGCAACAGAUUUGCCUCAUGCAUUGAAAAUGUGGUGAUUUUUUUGUGACUUUUAAGCGUUGGAUUUGCUGUUUUAAGCAUUUGUACCUAGUAGAAGUCUGAAGAGCAGCAAGUUCUGAGGACUUUUUCACCCCUGGCAUUCACAUCCUCAACUUCUGUUGCCCCAUAUGGACCAGCUUCUACGAAGGAUAACUGUAGGAAAGUCUGUCACAUGCAGCAGUGACCCAGGAGCAAGGGUUCUGUUGCUUCUCACUCACCCUGGCUUUCAGGUUGCCUUCUGUCCUUGCCCCAAAGGUUGUUUUGUAUAUAGGGUCAACUUGGGUCUUUCUUUCAUUGGUCCUUCACCCUGGGUUUAAGAAAGAAGGCUUCUGUUCUGGUAUCCUAAGAUCUGUUUUUAGUAAGUCCUCUUCCCCGUGGUAAUAUGGAGAUGGUAGUAUGUUGGAAUCCACUUAGAAAACAAAAAAUUAUCUGAUUUUUGCAAAAGAGAGAGGUUAGGUUUUUAUUAUUCAUAUUUCCUUUUACAGUUCUGCAGUUCCAUCACAGUGUUUUUUAAAUAACUCAGGUGUUAUGAGGAUAAAUUAGAAAAGAAAAUACCUUAAGUUAUGUGGACUGUAAAUGUUUUUAUUUGUAAAAUUCUAUUAAUAAAGCUAUAUUCUGUAACUGUUGAA
Messenger RNA from Vicugna pacos (alpaca), 4662 nucleotides. The record is from RefSeq and is a predicted model, not a curated record. NCBI's taxonomy places the organism in Eukaryota, Metazoa, Chordata, Mammalia, Artiodactyla, Camelidae.